GAACUCCUCUUUUCAUCCCUACUCUUCUCGUGUUCUCAAGAUGUUUGAGUUUAAUUCAAAGGUCAUUCCAGCCGAUAAUAGUGAGAAGUCCAAGAUCCUCCGCAAACUGGGUGAUAGGGAAGCUCACCAAUUAGCUCUUCAUACACUAGGUGGCCAUCGCAACAAAUCUAUCACCUGCCGCUACACAACUCCUCAAAGCUACCUAUCUCAUCCUAACCGUCUCAUACGUAUAGUCGAAACCGCUAUCAUCGAAGCACUUCUUCUGCAUCCAAUUUUACAAGCUGGGAUAAUCGAGGCCAACUCUAGAAGUCCAGCGUGGAAACAACUACUUUACCUAAAUCUAGAUGAGCAUCUCACAUGGCGCUUCUUACAAAUACCUGAGAACUUCGAUGAUGUUUCCAGAGAGCUCACUCUUUCCGAAAUCGAUAGCAGUUUUCCUAGAAUUGAAGAAAAGCCAGGGUGGAGAAUUGUUGUCUUAUAUCAAGAAAGAGUGAAUUUACUAGAAGUACAUUUUACUUGGAAUCAAGCCUAUUGUGAUGGAGUCAGCGGGCGAAUCUUCCAGGAAGAUCUAUGUCGACGUCUUAAAACGGCGGCUCAGCAAGGGAAGAUAGAAGAUAACACCCCGACAUGUUCCCUGAUUCCACUUUCUUCAACUCCAAACCUGUCUCCUUCAAUCGAAGAACUCUGUAGGUCCCCUCAUAGUAUAUCUUUCCUCGCCAAAAGUCUCUGGAAAACAUUUACUCCCGCAGCUAUAUUACGGACAAAGUUAAGUUUAGCUUAUUGGGCACCCAUUCAUCUCAUCCCAUACUCCACCCAAUAUCGCUCAUUCUCUAUCUCAAGAACAACACUCCACGAUAUCCACCUCGCAUGCCACAAGAAGAAAAGUACACUUGUGAGUCUUCUGCACGCACUCAUGGCUCCCUCACUAGCGUCGCAAUUAGACGAGAAGAUAGCGUCUGUAUUUCAAAGUUGUACAACACUGAAUAUGCGACGAUUCAUACCGUUUAUUUUCUCAAGAUCUUUAUACUCAAAGUCUAAUGUAGAGAGAAUGAUGGGGAAUUACGAAACGUCAAUUUCGCAUAAAUUUGAUAAGGGACUGGUAGCUCAGCUACGCGAAAAACUUCCAGGAGACGGUAAUCAGGAUUUACUUCUAUCACCUGGACAACUGAGACAUAUUUGGAAGAUCAGCGCAUGUAUCCAUGGAGAAAUUGAAGGUAAGAUAGCGACAGGUUUCAAAAACGAUUCUGCAGGAGCGAUGCAACACAUAGGAAAUUGGCGACAGCGUAUAAAAAACGGGUCUAAGAGACCCAAGCGACUCUCAUGGUUAAUUAUAGAUGCUGGGAUUUUGGAUGAGAAAUUGAAAAUUAACAGUGAGGUAUCGUCUGCGAAGGUUAAGCUAGAAGAAGAAAAUGCGUGGAUACUUCAUAGAGCAGGAUUUGCAUCGAGUGCCGAGACUAUGGGCGCGGCUUUUGUGAUCUCGCUUAUGAGUGUUAAGGGAGAGGGAUUACAUGUGGGCGUUAGUUGGCAGAAUUGUGUCUGUGGCGUUGGGAUUGGAGAGCGAGUCGCAGCUGAUUUGAAGAAGUGGCUUGAGCAGAUUGCAGAAGAAGCGUAUCCGUGAUUGUUAUUUCUUGAUUAUGUAUGUAGCAAGAGCUACUGAUUAGUAUAGCCGAAAUCA
Molecule: messenger RNA, 1675 nt
Organism: Botrytis cinerea B05.10
Lineage: Eukaryota; Fungi; Ascomycota; Leotiomycetes; Helotiales; Sclerotiniaceae
Exons: 2
Coding region: 41-1618 (525 amino acids)
Molecular function (GO): N-acetyltransferase activity
Source: RefSeq, a predicted model, not a curated record